CCUCUCUCACAACAUCCUCAGUGACCACAUGCCAGCUGUCCUACAAAAACACACCCCAAACAAAAUCCCUUCUCAUUUCAUCACUCUCACUCUCCUACCAACAAAAGCAAAUGAACCCCUCUUGCUUACUCCUAAACCUAGCCAUAGCCAUGACCAUGAUGGUGGUCAUGGCCAUGGCCUCAUCCUCCCCCUUCAUAGGCAUAGGAGGCAGCAUUGGUGUCUUCAUCAACAACCCAAAUGACUCCCCCCCUCCCUCCCCUUCUCAAGACCUCAACAGUGACUAUUAUGCCCUCCAAGCCUUCAAAUCAGCCAUCGCUGAGGACCCAAAUGGGCUUCUCACCUCAUGGGCGGGCCCAAAUAUCUGCUCCUACAGAGGAAUCUUCUGCUCAAUCCCCCAGGAGUCCCUCUCUGAUUCCCAAUCCCAAGCAGUUCUUGCCAUUGAUCUCAACCAUGCAAACCUCAAAGGCACCCUUGUUAAGGAACUGUCUUUACUCUCUCACCUCUCAAUACUCCACCUCAAUUCCAAUAGAUUCUCAGGCACAAUCCCUGAUUCCCUCCAAAACUUGCACUUUCUAUCUGAACUUGACCUCAGCAACAACCAUUUCUCAGGCCCAUUUCCAGCUCCAGCUCUCCUAAUACCAAAUUUGAUAUAUUUAGACCUCAGGUUUAACUCAUUCUCAGGAGAAAUCCCCGAUGAACUCUUCGAAAAGGACCUUGAUGCAAUAUUCCUCAACGACAAUCAGUUCGAGGGUCAGAUUCCAAUGAGCCUCUGGGGCUCAUCGGCCUCUGUCAUCACCUUGGCCAACAACAAGCUCUCUGGCUCCAUCCCUGCUAGUUUCGGCUAUAUUAGAUCCAACCUAAAACAGAUACUGUUCUUGAACAAUAAGCUCACUGGUUGCAUUCCGGAGGCCAUUGGAUAUUUAAAUGAUGUCGAGGUUCUUGAUCUCAGCUUCAAUUCUCUUUAUGGGAAGCUUCCAGGCACAGUUUCCUGCUUAUCAGGGAUUGAAGUGUUAAACAUUGGGCAUAAUCAAUUGUCAGGGGAAUUAUCUGAUAUUGUUUGUGAUCUAAGGAGCUUGGCUAAUUUGACAGUGGCCUAUAAUUUUUUUUCUGGGUUUAGUCAGGAUUGUGCAAAGUUGUUCUUCAGGAAUGUGGGGUUCGAUUUUUCGGGGAAUUGUAUACCGGGGAGAGAUAUGCAGAGGCCAGAGCCGGAGUGUUCUCAGGUGCCAGGUGAAGGGUUGAGUUGCUUGAGGACGCCGGUGCCGAAGAUUGUGGCUUGUGCUGUGGCUGGGAUUGAAGGAGGGAGAGGCUAUCCAUUUCCCAGUUCACUUCCUUCUUCUAUUCCUUGAAAACGUGCGUCAACUUGCUCAGUAACAGUGGUUUAUCUGCAAUUGGAUUAAGUUUUAAUUGUAGUUGAAAAAUUGAAAAUAUUUCUCCUGUUGUCACAUCAAAUUGAAUGUAGUUGUAGAGGACAACUAGUUUUUGUAUGGGUUUGUCAGGGUUUUCUAUUGAAUUCUGGAUGACGUAAUUUGGUUGAGAAGUUGGUCGUAGCUUUGAUGGGUUCGUCUCAAAUAUCAUCCAAAUCCACAGUGAUUGUUGCUUCACUUUUUCAAGAAGGUGCAACCUCAAAAAUACUUUUGCUUCAAUGAAUGUGUAUGCUGUGUGUUGUUCUUAAGCGCAA
This is a messenger RNA of Asparagus officinalis (garden asparagus), 1678 nucleotides long. RefSeq names its product leucine-rich repeat extensin-like protein 6. The record is from RefSeq and is a predicted model, not a curated record. Gene Ontology annotation, molecular function: protein binding. The transcript has a single exon. Lineage: Eukaryota; Viridiplantae; Streptophyta; Magnoliopsida; Asparagales; Asparagaceae. The coding region runs from base 111 to 1346 and encodes 411 amino acids.